This is a messenger RNA of Aureobasidium pullulans EXF-150, 1090 nucleotides long. RefSeq lists its product as uncharacterized. The transcript is spliced from 2 exons. NCBI's taxonomy places the organism in Eukaryota, Fungi, Ascomycota, Dothideomycetes, Dothideales, Saccotheciaceae. The coding region runs from base 1 to 1038 and encodes 345 amino acids. The record is from RefSeq and is a predicted model, not a curated record.
AUGAACAGUCUCUAUCACUUCACAAAGGAAGAAUGUCGCACGGCACAUCCAGAGACUAUUCUCUGUCGCAUGUUGUCGACAACGGCAACACUUCCCGCGACUCCGUACAUAGAAUCACAUGGCCUUGGUCUCCAGAUAGGGAAGGGACAGUGUGGCACAAUACAUACAUUUGAAGAAUAUCUGGUCAGAAAGACACCCAACUCGGCUAACAAAAUCAACGAGCUCCGACGCGAUGCACAACUACACGCCAUUGUCAAGACUGCCUUUAGCAACGCUCCAAAUGGCUUGGCUCGCAAUGUCAGCUUCGGUGACUGGAUACGACUACCCGGCUCGCACGAUAUCGAUCAUCUCUCCCUCCACAACUACGACUUGAUGUCUGAGCGCAUCUUUCCGCUCCACGAUCCUAUUCCUGAAUGCAUACUAGCCUCGCUGAUCCCUAAAUCGACGCACCUCAAGAGAUCCACUUGCUUGAGCAAACCGGAAAACAACAACUGUCUCGUUCGUAUCUAUCUCGGUCGCAGAGGCGUGGACAGGAGUAAGACUACUACUGAAAACGUCAGUCUACGGAAUUUCCCUCUGCACGUGGAUGAAAUGGAGAGACUCAAUCUGCCUAUUUCCAUGUACACUACAGCGAUUGCUGAGGCCUUGGCUCUGAUGCACUGGAAAGCCGGCAUCGAUGCCAACGAUGUCGAGUUCGUGCUCGGUAGCUCGCGACGAACCGGGCCCAUGUUCCCUGUCCACGGCGUCGAAACAGGUCUGUCGGUGUCUAUCUGGCUGCUGGAUUUCAACCAAUGCCAGAAGUUUGAACACGACCAGGCUGGAUUGAAGCGACUUGUCAAUGGAUUUUGGUGGAACGAUCCAUAUUACCCUCGUCCUGACUCUGGUCACAAAACGGACAAGGCUUUGUGGACGACCUUCCUGAGCAAGUACUUGGAUGCCAGUGCUUUACUGACCGACAGCGAUCUGCCGAAGAGGUUUAUUGAAGCUGUGGAGGAAGAAGGAUACCGUCGUAGGGUAAAGCCCUCUCUAUUUGGCUAGGUCUGUAGAUUCUGCAGCUCUCUAUUCACGGAAUCCAGCUAUAGAGAUGCAC